UUAUUUUGGGUCAUUCGCGUCGCUUCCAACUUGUACUUCGUUUGGAUUUUUGUAGAGGUGCCUUUCUCCUAAACUUGCAACAUAGCAUAAAAUAUAUGUUUUCAUUUUCAUUCACUCAAGAAAGCUGGCGGGUGUGCAAAUGCUCAAUUCAAGUGAAAAUUAACACGAUUUAAACGCAACCCUGAUAAAAUAUUCGUAUUCAUUUAAUGCAAUAGUCAAGGGCCGGUGGGCGCGGUGAGCGGCAAGAGGGCAUAAUGGAUGACGAUCAACAGUUCUGCCUGCGGUGGAACAACCAUCAGUCGACGCUGGUUUCAGUGUUCGACACGCUUUUGGAGAAGGGCAUGCAUGUGGACUGCACCCUAGCAGCCGAAGGACAGACUCUCAAAGCGCACAAAGUAGUGCUCUCGGCAUGCAGUCCCUAUUUCGAGAGUGUGCUAUCUCAACAAUACGACAAGCAUCCAAUCAUAAUAUUAAAAGACGUAAAAUAUGCGGAGCUACGAGCCAUGAUGGACUACAUGUACCGUGGCGAGGUGAACAUUUCACAAGACCAGCUCGCGGCUCUUCUGAAAGCAGCCGAGUCUCUGCAGAUCAAAGGUCUCUCCGACAACAAGCCGUCGAGGCCGCCCUCGCGCCCGCAGCCGACCGCGCCCGCCCCCGCCGUGCCCGCGACCGCGCCGCCCGCGCCCCCCGCCCCCCUGGUGCCGCCGCUCGCCGCACGGACCGCGUCGCCCGCGCCGCUGGGUCGCGACGCGAGCCCCGACAGCCGCGAGGGCUCGCUGAGUCCGUCCCGGCGCCGCAAGAAGGCACGGCGCGGGUCGGGCGCGGCGCACAACGGCGCGUCUCCCCCUCCGCCCCCCGCGCCGCUCAAGGACGAGCUGUCCCGCGCCGACACCCUGGAGGACCUCACGCUGGACGACGAGCACCACGACGACGCGCCGCCGCCCUCCCACAACGACGUCGUGCGCAAUUUCCAAUGGCACAUGGAGAGAUCUCAAGACGAAAUAAUGAACUCGAGUGACAACGCCCGGGAACAGCAAGAGGCCGGCAAGGCGCUGCCGCCGGCGCUGCUGUCGCUGCUGAGCGUGCAGCGCGCGCUGCAGCUGGAGUACGACGACACGGACGACAUCGUGCUCAGCGACGAGCCGCCGCCCGCCGAGCCGGCGCGCCAGUUCGAGUGUCGGCACUGCGGCAAGCGCUACCGCUGGAAGUCCACGCUGCGGCGCCACGAGAACGUGGAGUGCGGCGGCAAGGCGCCCGCGCACCAGUGCCCGCACUGCGCCUACCGCGCCAAGCAGCGCGGCAACCUGGGCGUGCACAUCCGCAAGCACCACACGGCCGAGUGGUGUCUGUACGCCGGCAACAAGAUGCGCCCAGGGUCGACGGGCGGCGGAGAGGACGUGUCGUUCAGCCGCAUCGGGGGCCUGUCGUGGGAGCAGUGGUCGGCGCGCCUGGCGUUGCCGCUGGUGGCCGGGGUGGCGGGGGUGGCGGGGCUGCGGACCCCGGACCCCGGGUUCGCGUGUCCGGACUGCGGCCGCCUGUACAAGCUCAAGUCUUCGUUGCGCAACCACCAGAAGUGGGAGUGUGGCAAGGAGCCUCAGUUCCAGUGCCCCUACUGCGUCUACCGCGCCAAGCAGAAGAUGCACAUCGCUCGUCACAUGGAGAGAAUGCACCGCGACCUGCAUCUCAAACCGGAUCAGUACAUUAAGCAGGACAACGUGGACGCUUGUACCUAGCCCCCCAUCUCGCUCGGUUUGUGUCCCGAUGUGAUCUGUAGACGUAGCGUACCUAGAGAUGAUAUAUCUUGUGAUAGUGUCGCGCCUCGCUCGCGCCCGGCCGUGUCGGGUCCGUCUCUGCGACUAUUGCAUUUAUCCAUUAAGCUAAGUUCGUGAUUUUGUAGUUACGAUUUUACACUUUUAAAAAUAUUAUAUUUUUGUAAAGCAUUUAAUGUGCAAAACGAUCAUUCCUGAAUUUACGAUUAAUUAUAGUUUGAUGAUGGAAUUGUAUUUUUGGUCGUUGCGGUCGAUCCCGCCCGUGCGCGGCCAGCGGCGGGAGAGCCCGCCGUGCACACAAACGACGUAGCGCCUUGUGAGCAACUCGUGUGUCUACAUACAUUAGCUGUAAUAAAACGAAGCUAUUUUCGCUUAGUUAGCAAACUCUAGUUCUUUGCCAUAAAUGCAUGUUCCAGUAUAUUCGUAAUACUCAUAAGUUAAUGUUUUUAUAUCGAUUUUUUUAAUUUUUAGAUCUCUUUACAUCUUAUGCAUUUAUUUUAAUUUAAGAGUACUCUCUGCCGUGUAUGUUGCGUUGCGUGGAUCAAAAUAUAUAAAUAAGUUCCUUUAUGUUGAUUAUGUUUUUGUACUAUUGAUGUUAUAAUAUUUGGGGCCAAUUUAGAAGUAAACUUAGGGGUUAAACAGUGCCUUAGAAAUUUGUUGAGACGGAAAGAUUUUUAUUCACUGCCAGUUAAAGGUGGAUCGUUACUUUAACACGUGAGACUCAAAUCAAUCUUCCACGUAAUCUUAAGUAUUUUAUACACAUUACCAUUUAGAUAUUACUUUAAGUUAGGCGCGAAGGUUGUUCUGUGAAAUUGCUUUUCCGCAGUAAGUUCUCCACUCGACACUCGACCCUCGCUGCGAGAGAGCGGCUUCACAGCGACCGUUCGCUUAGGUUACUGUCCGUCGGAGUUACCAUCAUACAAUCAAAAUGUAUAUGCAGAGUACAACCAUAACAAGUCUUGUCAGUAUAAAACUAAGUGCCUUUGAAACGUUAGUCAUUAGAAUUUAAAUAUUUCAGAUUAUAACUAUUUGAAAAUUACACAUGGAACCAUAAAUGCAAAAAUAUACUAGGUUGUGAUUUAAAAAAAACAAAUCUCAAUGUUCCCGCUCUAGACAUGUCGAAUAUUAUAGAGUAGAUUAUGCAGCAGCUGUGAUAAGUAAUAUUUAAUUGUAAUACUAAUAUUGCCUGGUUUUAUAUAACACGUCAUAUCAUUAAGUAUAGAAUCUGGAGACUCAUUAGACGAAACAUGUUAGUUUUAUAUUUAAAUUGAAUUUUACGAAGUACAAUGUUAUUUGUCACAAUAUUAAAUUUGAAUUUUAGCAUUUAGUAUGAGCGUGUGAUAUAUUUGAAAAAGUUAUUGUUCCCGCCUGUUUUUGUGGCGAUCUUGUUAGUUGCACAAAUAUGACAAGUAUUCUUUUACAAAUCAGUUAAGAAAUGUUGGUUACCAACCUUUUUACAAGUUAGUAAUAAAAACCGUUAUUAAAAUCGGUUAAAGUCAACCUCGCGAAGGUUUAAGAAACAUACAGUAUCAAAUCCGAGUGAUGUUACAAACAAACCUAGUUACUAUAGGAUAAGAAAUUACUAAAUAGAAAUAUUAGUAGUUGUUGUAGUUGAAAUGUAUCAAGAUCAAUAACGAGUUACAGUGAUUUAUUGCAUUUGAUUGUAUUUUAUAACCUUUUUUGUAUUUUAAUAAAGUUGCUAUUCUCGGUAUAAA
Molecule: messenger RNA, 3484 nt
Organism: Bombyx mori (domestic silkworm)
Lineage: Eukaryota; Metazoa; Arthropoda; Insecta; Lepidoptera; Bombycidae
Product: longitudinals lacking protein, isoforms F/I/K/T
Exons: 7
Coding region: 255-1733 (492 amino acids)
Biological process (GO): regulation of transcription by RNA polymerase II
Cellular component (GO): nucleus
Molecular function (GO): protein binding
Source: RefSeq, a predicted model, not a curated record